GUUAAAGAAAAUAUCUAAGAGUUGGGGGAUCGUUUGGAUCUCUUGAAGAGUGUAAGAACCCCACAAAAGACAUUGAUGUAAUUAGUCCAUGCAUGUGGAAAUUAUUAGCUCAUUCUUCACGUGCCCUGUAAGGUUUUUACCUCUCCCACUUUGCUAGCUUGCAAUUCGCAUGCUCCUUUCCUUUUAUAAGAACCCAUUUGGAUCGAAGAUCUCUUCUUCCCGUAUCGGAUCAUGUUCUUAGUGCUUAACACAGCUCUUUUUGUCAUGUUUUCUAUGGCUUUGUAGUGUAUCAAACAACCUUAACUUAAUUCUUUGUCUUGAUUUCAUACUAUCUUCUUGCAAUGAGGAGGGAUAGCAACUUGGAUCUUUGCCUUUCUCCAAUGGCGCCUUCUUCAUCUUUGCCGUCGGCUAGUUCCCAUCAAAACUUAAUGGAUGAGCCGGCAAUGCGCCAACAACAUCUCACAAUCUUCUACAAUGGAAGGAUUAGUGUUUGUGAUGUGACUGAAUUUCAGGCUAGAGCAAUAAUAUGGCUAGCAAGUCGAGAAAAGGAAGAGAGAAGUAACACUACAAGAUCCAACCAAGCACCGAAACCUCUGCAUUCUCAGCUCCAUAGCCCUCCUGGUCUUUCAUUGAAGAGAUCUCUCCAAAGGUUCUUGCAAAAGAGAAAGAAGAGGGCCGAAGCGAUCUCCCCAUAUAGACAAUGAUAAUGGCUGAAAUAAUUGUGGGGGAAAAUAACCUCAAUUCCCAAUUCGAUGAUUACCAUGUUGUUGAAUAAGAGAAAUCUCAUUGAUUUUCAAGUGUAUAAAAGUACUCUAGUGUAGCUAUGAUUCUUGAGAGGAGGAGCCAUUUGUAAUGUUUCCAAAUCCUUUCCCUUCUCUGAUUCCUGUUUUGAUAAUAGUUAUAAUUUAAAAAUUAUGAUUCUUUUUUAAAUGUAAUGAAAGGGGUUGAAACCAUAGAAUUUUAUGGUAUUCGAAGAA
Populus trichocarpa (black cottonwood) is the source of this 977-nucleotide messenger RNA. RefSeq names its product protein TIFY 5A. Gene Ontology annotation, cellular component: nucleus. The coding region runs from base 342 to 704 and encodes 120 amino acids. The transcript has 3 exons. Gene Ontology annotation, biological process: regulation of jasmonic acid mediated signaling pathway; regulation of defense response; response to wounding. The record is from RefSeq and is a predicted model, not a curated record. NCBI's taxonomy places the organism in Eukaryota, Viridiplantae, Streptophyta, Magnoliopsida, Malpighiales, Salicaceae.